This is a messenger RNA of Anisakis simplex (herring worm), 921 nucleotides long. The record is from the annotation of a GenBank genome assembly. Lineage: Eukaryota; Metazoa; Nematoda; Chromadorea; Rhabditida; Anisakidae.
AUGUCAUCCAUGGAAAUGGGCAUAUACCCGUUUACGCAUGACCAACAACCCUUAAUGGAUCAUGCUCCGGAUUUAGAGCCUGUUGGAAUGGUGUGUGACGAGGAUUACAGAUUGGAAAUAGUGGGAGGUGAGGAGUGUGAUUUGUUGCAGGAAAAGGUACCAACCGUGUACGGAAAUGUGAAAGUGACGAUCUAUGGUGAUCGCAAAAGACAUCCAAUUGUAACAUUCCAUGAUUUGGCCCUUGAUUCUGAAAACAAUUUCCAAAAUUUUUUCCAAUUCGGCUCAGUAGCGGAUUUCACCGAAAAAUUUUGUGUUUAUAACAUUAACGCACCAGGACAAGAAAUGGACGCAGCGCCAUUACCUGAGAAUUACGUUUAUCCAACAAUGGACGGUCUCGCAAAAAUUGUCGAAGCAUGUGUGAAGCAUUUCGAGAUAAAAAGUUUCAUUGGCUUUGGUGUUGGUGCGGGAGCGAACGUGAUGUUAAGAUAUGCGUUGUUAGAAGAAACGAAGUUGGAUGCGUUGGUGUUGGUGAAUUGUGUGGGGACGACAGCCGGAUGGAUUGAAUGGGGAUAUCAGAAGGUCAAUAUGAAUUACCUUCGAACUCAUGGAAUGACCUCAUUCACAGUUGACUACCUAUUAUGGCAUCACUUCGGAAAACAUCUUGAGCAGUACAAUCCGGAUAUUGUACGUCAGUAUCGUGUCUAUUUUCAGAACCUUCCCAACCCAACCAAUCUUGCCUCUUUCAUCGAGUCGUAUUUGAAUCGUACGCCGUUACUGUUCUCUCGUGAUGGUACGGCCGGUCCUACCCUGAAAGUUCCCGUGCUUCAAAUCGUUGGCUCAGGAUCAGCGUUUGUGAAUGACUCAGUUGAGGUGAACGCACGACUUGAUCCCGCAAAAUCCGAUUGGAUUAAGGUAAUGUAG